Messenger RNA from Colletotrichum higginsianum IMI 349063, 1305 nucleotides. RefSeq lists its product as uncharacterized. Lineage: Eukaryota; Fungi; Ascomycota; Sordariomycetes; Glomerellales; Glomerellaceae. The record is from RefSeq and is a predicted model, not a curated record. Bases 1 to 1305 code for a protein of 434 amino acids. The transcript is spliced from 2 exons.
AUGCUGGCCCUUCGCGACGAGAACGCGGUUAACGCAGCUCAGGCUGCCAGACUGGCCCCCGGAAAAGGGCAGAUGGCCCCCAAGACCCCCGGGGCUCGAUAUCCGAAGACACCCUUGAAGAUUCCCCUCAACGACGAGAAUGCUGUCGCAGGAGCCAAAACGGCUCUUGCGCCCAAGUCGAAUGGAAACAUCCAGGGAGCCACUGUCAGGAAGCAGAACCUCGUCACCCCGUCUGAAACACGGGCUCGCGCGCCACUCGGUAACAAAACCACAAACGCAAAGGCCAGGGCCACCCAGAAUACCACUGGAGGAAAGGACAUCGAGAAGUCACAGACGAAGCCCACAACCACCAAGAAGCUCAAGCAACGCUCUCCUAGCAUCGGUCCUCUAAAGCUCGAAGUUCGCAAUGACCAAGCCGGUCCGUCUGAGGAGCCUGAUGUGGAAUAUGCGCCGCCCCCCGCCAAAGUCUUGCCCUACGAGUCGGAUGUAUUUCCUGACGGGGUUUUGAACUUCGCCGGCCUCCAGCCGGAGAACAUGUUCAAGGGCUACUAUAACCACUUCUACAACCCCAUGGGCGAGGAUGGCGUCAGACUGCAAGACAGAAAGCACAAGGAGAAGCUGAAGAAGGCUUUGAAGGAGAACGAUGAGCGUAUCCUCCGCGAUAUUCGGGACAUGGAUUGGUCCGUCUCUGAUGUCCCCGAGACCGCAGUCUUUGUCGGAACCAAGGCUCCCGUCCCAGCCCCCAACCCAGCCGUCACCAGAAAGGCAGCGGGAAGCACCACCAAGUAUCCCGCCACAAUCGCUUCAAGGAGGGCUGCUUCAGCUCUUGCGAUGUCUACGGGCUCUACUAUCCGACAGAAGAAAAUUGUCGAACAGAAGCCAGCCAUCAGAAGGCCCAUCUCCGCCCUGCUUCCACGUGUCAGGCCCACCAAAUCCGCUACAGCGUCGAAGUCUACAGCUGCCGAGAGCGCCGUGGGAGAAGCCGCGUCGAGAAACACUCUGGGCUAUACAAAGGGACGUUCAGCCUCGUCUGUGGUUGGUAGACGAGCUCCGCUACCGCCGGCGGCUCGGCCUGCCUCGACAGAUGCCGCCACGGUUGCCCCUCCGAAGACGUUUGUCAGACGCGACGCAUCUCCUCAGAAGCAGAAACAGGAAGUUCAUGAGGAAAACUACGAUCUCGGCCGAUUGCAGUUCCUGUCCAUUUUCGAUCCUGCUGGAGACAACGAAGACGAUGGCAUCGGUAGCGCCGCCCCGCGGAAUGAAGACUUCGAGGAUGAGGAGUUUGAAAUGAAGUUGAGCUUCUAG